AUGUACAAACACAACGAAACUUGGCUAAAAGACAGGGGGUGCACUUUUUGCACGUGCCUGAACGGCGAACCGAAGUGCAUCAGUCACUACUGCGACUUUAAAGAGCGGAAAAUCGAUGAAAAUAUAUCGAUACCGAUACCAUGCCUUUUCGAUGGAAAAAGUUACGCCCAUGGAGAGAACGUCAGUUUGGUUGAGCAGUGUAAAUUGUGCACGUGCGAUAACGGAACAAUGUCUUGUUUGGACCAAUCGUGCCCCGACAAAGAAGUAUCGAUACUGGGCGAGUGCCAGCCCUUGUUCGAUUGCAACAAGCGCUGCUCCAACGGGUUCCGGAUCAACAAAAAAGGGUGCGAAAUUUGCAAAUGCAACCCUUCUAAUAGCAAUUCGCUGUUGAGCAAGUACAACAUCACUUACUCCGAGUUGCUCGAUUUGUUAAACGAUUACAAGCGGAAUAAAAGUGAGCCCAUUACUACUAGUACUAGUACUAGUACGCCCAUUCCUACUCUCAUUAUAGUGAGGAGUUUUGGGAAUAGGGAGGAGGAAAAAACAGAGAAAUCUAAUGACAGCAACAAGAGAAAUGAGGAAGACGACAAAUCCUGUUGGAUAAUCAUCUCGGCCCUGGCCGUACUCAUAGUAGGUAUAGUGGCCGGUAUUGCAGGGUACUGCACGUACCGCAACCGGCGACAGUACAGCAUUACUCCGUCCAGAGGGAGCUACCAUUCAGUGACGGCGGAUAACAACAAUACGAUCAAAAAACGAUUCGACGAAUAG
Ceutorhynchus assimilis (cabbage seed weevil) is the source of this 768-nucleotide messenger RNA. The record is from the annotation of a GenBank genome assembly. Lineage: Eukaryota; Metazoa; Arthropoda; Insecta; Coleoptera; Curculionidae.